This is a messenger RNA of Papilio polytes (common Mormon), 2147 nucleotides long. RefSeq lists its product as uncharacterized. The record is from RefSeq and is a predicted model, not a curated record. Gene Ontology annotation, molecular function: calcium ion binding. The coding region runs from base 151 to 1260 and encodes 369 amino acids. The transcript is spliced from 8 exons. NCBI's taxonomy places the organism in Eukaryota, Metazoa, Arthropoda, Insecta, Lepidoptera, Papilionidae.
CGCUGUGAAAUUAACCGCAAACCUGAAUUAAAACACUGUCGGUUUAACCUCGUAAUUAAAGUUUCGGGCUGUCGGCACUGCAAGUUGUCGUAAUACGGCAUUUUUGUAGCAUUGUUAUUUGUUUAUGCGGAUCGUGGUGCAACCCCAACAAUGUUGAUUUGCCUUAAAAGCGAGCGCUGCGAAAGCAGACCGCUCAUUUCGAUCAAACCUACGAUGUCGGACGUUGACAACGGCUUCCCAGUCGACGAAGUUUGCUUGCUCGAUAUGGACGCUUGCUAUGAAACAUUUGACAAGGAUGGCGAUGGGCAGCUGAACUUCGACGAGUUCCGUCUGAUCUGCAAGGCGUUGUUUCGGAAUGAUAAGGGGCACAUUUACCCCCUGCCUGAGGACAAGGCGCGCCACGUCUUCCAGAUCUUUGACAAGAAUGAUGAUGGCUUCAUUGAUAAAGAGGAAUUCACCUUUUGUUGGAAUCAUUGGAUUAAAGUUAUCGUGCGUCCUGUGAGCGCCUUCCUGGUAGUGGAUGUGCAGAACGACUUCAUCUCCGGCACUCUCAACAUCAGCAAGUGCAACGCGCAACAAGAUGGCAGUGAGGUGGUGGAACCUAUCAACCGUCUUCUGGAGUCGGUGCCGUUCGAAUGCGUGUUCUACUCGCUGGACUGGCACCCGCCGGAUCACGUGUCCUUCAUUGACAACGUGCAUAUGCGCGAGCUCCAUGUCUCCAGUCCGGUGUCUGCGGACAAGGCGCAGGCGUAUGACACGGUGGUGUUCGCGGGACCUCCGCCCAUGAAGCAGCGUCUGUGGCCCAGACAUUGUGUGCAGGACUCCUGGGGCGCUGAGCUACACACCGACCUCAAGGUGGUAGAGGGUGCGGUGAAGGUGUACAAGGGCACCAACUCUGACGUAGACUCGUACUCUGUGUUCUGGGACAACAAGAAGCUGACGGACACCAACCUGAGCGUGCAGCUCCGCGCGCGCGGCGUCACUGACAUAUACAUCUGUGGACUGGCGUACGACGUCUGUGUUGGAGCAACAAUAGCUGAUGCGCUGGCCAUCGGGUACCGCGCGGUGCUGGUGGACGACGCCAGCCGCGGAGUAGACCUCGCUGACAUCGAGAAGACCAAGGCCACCAUUCUCUCCAACCACGGCGUUAUCGUGCACUCCGAACAAGUACUAUCCAUGGUGGAGGGUCGCGACCGCCGACCUGAGCUAGGCUACAAGCUCGCUAUGGAACUGAAGCACGCCAUGGAAGACCAGGAGUAGAUCCUCCUGGACCUCAGCAGCUCCCGAACCCUGGAGGCAAGUCAGUUCCUAAUCUCAGAGGUUCUUUUACAAAAUUGGUAAUUUUAUUUUAUAGCAACACUUUUAUGACACCGAUCUGUAUAAAUGGAUAGGUAUUUGAGAAUGACAGCUUUUGCUUCGUUCUGAUGUAAACUCGCCUGUUGGUGUUAAUUUCAGUUAAAAUGUCGUGUUAGUUCCGAUUCUCGCCACCGACAAUCAUUAGUGGCGUAAAUGAAAUAGGCAUAAAAUAUAACCUGUCCAUUUAUUGAGGUCAGUGGACUAUAUGUCCUGUUUAAUUUUGCUAUCGGAACACUAGUAAUUAUUUAGAAAAUAAUCUGAUUUAAGACGGAAAUAUGCAGUGCGUUUAAAUAAUGUGUAAACUUAAUAACUUAAAGUGAAAUAAUGAAAGCGAUAGCAUGAAAUGUUACGCUUUAUUCCUACUUAAUAGAUCUGAAUAUAAUUUAUUAAUUUAUGUAAAAUAAUUUAUUGGGAAAAUUAAAUUUAGUGACUUCUAUAUUUGGUCUGGAUACCUUAAUAUUUAUUGUGAUGUUUUUAAUUUUUUUUUUAAUUUGACCUCUGAGUAUUUAUUUAUUGUUUCGUCUGCUGGACAGAUUUUUGUUAUUUAUAUUUAUUUAAAUAGAAGAACUAUAUUAAAAUGCGUAAAUGACAAUACUUAGGAAAAUAUAUUGUCUAUGGUCGAUUUUGGCUUAUAUCCUAUUACUAAUGGGACUUUUUUUGCUGAUUGGUAGACAAAAGUACAAAAAUUAUAAGAAUUAUGCACCUCGUGUGAAAUUAGGUAGAUUUAGUCUAAUUAUGACAUUUAGAUUUAGAAUAGUUUAGGCAUUGUCUAUGACAUGAUAUCUUAUUUA